AUGCAACGCUAUCCCUCAGCGCUUCAACACAAAGAAUUGCGAGAUGUAUGGAACCACGCCUCCUUCCUUGUUCAUAUUGCCUAUGAUCUGGACUGGGCUGUGCGUCAAUUCGAGUUGUUGGAAAGGGCAGCACCAAAUUGUCUGAUCAAAGCAAUUCUGUUACUCAACAUCGGCAUAAUCUCUUGCCUUGUGGCAGAAUACCGAUCCGCCGAGACAGCUUUUCAGAAAGUCCUUCCGUUGCAUCCUUUUCUUGCUCCACUUGCUCACUACCUUCUUGGUGUCGUGCGAUUCGAACUUGCAGACUACGAGCAGGCGCAGAUAAGCUUCAAGCUCUGUGCUUACAUUCUCGAGCAGACAGAUCACAACCGCCCAUAUCAUCACCUUGGACUCGAUUUCACCCUGUCGUACCGUUUAGUUGCAGAGAACGAGGAGAUCGCCGCUUAUGAGUGGACACUCAAACAAAAGGGGCGGUACGGGUUCAGGCUGCUGAAUAGGAUGCCAGCAUCGUUGGUCUUCAGCAGCACCGUUCUGAAUGACAAGGUCGAGCUUUGUUGCGACAGGACAACCAGAUUGCAGACUCCUCGCUCAGCAGUUUCUAGUAGCGUUUUCAGCACGCCUUCAGACAGUGUCUUGUCUACUGCUAAAACCUUCGACAGUCCUGCUUCGGGACCAGCCCUGGACCUCGGGACGCAUACAUCUCCGGUCAUACCUUGGCGACCUUUCAGAAAGCCAAUGGUACCACGAGCAGCGCAGGCCGAAACAUCGAACUUUCGGUCUCUGGCACACUUUCUGAAGUAUACUGGGCCAGAAGCUUCCCAAGCAACCCGAGCAACGGAGGUUGUAAACACUCCAGAAAUUGCAUUUCCGGCCAUAGGUCAUGCAAGUAUUCCUACCAGACGCACCGGAUCAGUACGACAAGCUCUACUUCAAGUUUCUGAACAGGCAGACAUGAGUAGCCUUCUUCGAAAAGCAUCUACUCUGACACUCAAGAAGUAA
Messenger RNA from Aureobasidium melanogenum CBS 110374, 996 nucleotides. RefSeq lists its product as uncharacterized. The coding region runs from base 1 to 996 and encodes 331 amino acids. Gene Ontology annotation, molecular function: protein binding. The transcript has a single exon. NCBI's taxonomy places the organism in Eukaryota, Fungi, Ascomycota, Dothideomycetes, Dothideales, Saccotheciaceae. The record is from RefSeq and is a predicted model, not a curated record.